Messenger RNA from Ziziphus jujuba (common jujube), 1984 nucleotides. Its product is annotated as succinate-semialdehyde dehydrogenase, mitochondrial. The transcript is spliced from 19 exons. NCBI's taxonomy places the organism in Eukaryota, Viridiplantae, Streptophyta, Magnoliopsida, Rosales, Rhamnaceae. Gene Ontology annotation, molecular function: succinate-semialdehyde dehydrogenase (NAD+) activity. Gene Ontology annotation, biological process: GABA catabolic process. The record is from RefSeq and is a predicted model, not a curated record. Bases 127 to 1743 code for a protein of 538 amino acids.
UGAUAUGUACAUAAUAUGUGAAAGCCAGAGAGAGAGAGAGAGAGAGAGAGAAGUGAAUAGCCAAGAGAGAGUUGAGGAGAGUUGUAGUAAAUUUGAUUUGAAUCAGAGAGGGAGAGAGAGAGAGUGAUGAGGUUAAUAAGAGUAAUAGAAGCAGCACGCGUUGGGGGGAUGAUGAGGAUGAUGGCAGUGCCACCUGUGAAGCGUUUCUCACAUCUGCCUUCCAUGCACGCCCCCUUUUCUCUCCUCUCUCGCCAGAUAACCAUGGAUGCAAAGAAUAUUGCCUCUCGGCUAAAUAGUUCUGGUCUAUUACGCACUCAGGGCCUUCUUGGAGCGAAAUGGGCUGAUGCAUAUGAUGGGAAGACCAUAGAGGUUUCCAAUCCAGCAACUGGUGAAGUUAUAGCAAAUGUCCCCUGCAUGGGUCAUAAGGAGACAAAUGAUGCAAUAUCUUCAGCGCAUGAUGCAUUUGAUUCUUGGAGCAAAAUCACUGCCGCUGAACGGAGCAAAUGCCUAAGGAAAUGGUAUGAUUUGUUAAUAUCGCACAAAGAAGAACUUGGACAACUGAUAACGUUGGAGCAAGGGAAACCUCUAAAAGAAGCCCUGGGUGAGGUUAGCUAUGGGGCUGGUUUUAUCGAGUUCUUUGCUGAGGAGGCAAAACGUGUAUAUGGUGACAUAAUUCCAUCGACCCUUGCUGAUCGGCGGUUGUUUGUCCUGAAGCAGCCUGUAGGUGUUGUUGGUGCAAUUACCCCAUGGAACUUUCCCUUAGCUAUGAUUACCCGCAAGGUUGGCCCUGCACUUGCUUGUGGCUGUACGGUGGUUGUAAAACCCUCUGAACUUACACCCUUGACUGCUUUGGCGGCAGCUGAGCUCGCUCUUCGAGCUGGAAUACCACCGGGUGUUGUCAACAUUGUUAUGGGAAAUGCUCCUGAGAUUGGGGAGGCGUUACUUGCCAGUCCACAGGUAAGAAAGAUCACCUUCACUGGAUCAACGGCUGUAGGGAAGAAGUUGAUGGCAGGUGCAGCUGGGACUGUUAAAAAAGUAUCUCUAGAACUUGGUGGGAAUGCACCCUGCAUAGUCUUUGAUGAUGCAGACCUGGACGUGGCGGUAAAAGGAGCUCUUGCAGCGAAAUUCCGUAACAGUGGACAAACCUGUGUUUGUGCGAAUAGGAUUAUUGUGCAAGAAGGAAUCUAUGACAAAUUUGCAAAUGCUUUUGCAAAAUCCGUCCAAAAUCUGCAAGUUGGGAAUGGCUUUAGUGAUGGUGUGGCCCAGGGUCCUCUAAUCAACGAAGCUGCAGUACAAAAGGUUGAAUCAUUUAUCCAAGAUGCCAUCACAAAGGGAGCAAAAGUUAUUCUUGGAGGGAAAAGGCAUACUCUAGGAAUGACCUUUUAUGAGCCUACGGUUGUUAGUGAUGUCAAGAGUGAGAUGCUUCUCUCAAGAGAGGAAGCAUUUGGACCAGUGGCACCGCUAUUGCGGUUCAAAACUGAGGAGGAGGCUAUCCGCAUUGCUAAUGAUACCAAUGCAGGGUUAGCUGCAUAUGUAUUUACAAACAGUAUUCAACGGUCAUGGCGUGUCUCUGAAGCCCUUGAGUACGGACUUGUCGGUAUCAACGAAGGCAUAAUUUCAACGGAGGUGGCUCCAUUUGGAGGUGUCAAACAGUCAGGUCUUGGACGGGAGGGUUCCAAGUAUGGGAUAGAUGAGUAUUUGGAACUUAAGUACGUGUGCUUGGGGAAUAUGAACAGCAAUUGAUAAUCAAGUUUUUGCAAUGGAGCUUGAGCUAGAAAGCUUUAAAUACAAGUUGGAAGAGGUUUGAGCUGGGAAGAAUCUGCAUUGCCAACUGAAGCUCUCCUUAAAAGGCAGAGCAUGGAAGGAGGCAGUGUAAAAUGUAAAUGGCUGACUUUAUCCUUCAAAUGUGUGCAUCUAAAUAAGUGUGGACUUGCACAGUUUAAUCCCUUGCAUAUUGUGUAGUAAAGCCUGCUCUUUAGUUUUA